Rattus rattus (black rat) is the source of this 1169-nucleotide messenger RNA. RefSeq names its product 3-hydroxyacyl-CoA dehydratase 4 (gene Hacd4). The transcript has 7 exons. The coding region runs from base 24 to 722 and encodes 232 amino acids. Lineage: Eukaryota; Metazoa; Chordata; Mammalia; Rodentia; Muridae. Gene Ontology annotation, cellular component: endoplasmic reticulum membrane. Gene Ontology annotation, molecular function: 3-hydroxyacyl-CoA dehydratase activity. The record is from RefSeq and is a predicted model, not a curated record. Gene Ontology annotation, biological process: sphingolipid biosynthetic process; very long-chain fatty acid biosynthetic process; fatty acid elongation.
GCCCGAGAAGCAGACUGUGGCCCAUGGGGCCCUCGGUGCUGCCAGCCUGGCUGCAGCCCAGGUAUAGGAAGAGUGUGUAUCUUUUCAUCUAUUACUUAAUUCAGUUCUGUGGCCACUCAUGGAUACUGGCAAACAUGACAGUCAGAUUCUUCUCAUUUGGGAAAGAUUCAAUGGUCGACACGUUUUACGCUAUUGGGUUGGUUAUGCGGGUUUGCCAAUCCAUUUCCCUCCUGGAGUUACUGCAUAUCUAUAUUGGCAUUGAGUCAAAUCAGCUUUUCCCAAGGUUUUUGCAGCUUACAGAGAGAAUUAUCAUCCUUUUUGGGGUGAUCACCAGUCAAGAGGAGGUCCAAGAGAAAUAUGUAGUGUGUGUUUUAUUCAUCUUUUGGAAUCUACUGGAUAUGGUAAGGUACACUUACAGCAUGCUGUCCGUCAUAGGGACAUCUUAUGCUGUCUUGACAUGGCUCAGUCAAACACUCUGGAUGCCAAUUUACCCUCUGUGUGUUCUUGCUGAAGCAUUCACCAUCUAUCAGUCACUGCCUUACUUUGAGUCGUUUGGCACAAACUCCACCAUGCUUCCGUUUGAUAUAUCUACCUAUUUCCCUUACGUGCUGAAGCUGUAUCUCAUGAUGCUCUUCAUAGGUAUGUAUUUCACCUACAGCCAUCUUUAUACGGAAAGAAAAGACAUCCUCCGAGGAUCUUCUGUCAAACAGAAGAAAAUGUGAGGCAGCCUGUUGCGCAGGGGACAAGAUUGGCUGACGGAUUAAACUGUAGUGAAUACAACACUGGGCCUCUGCUAGAGAAAAAGAACAUAGAACUGGACCGGUCUCCACCAUGGCGCCAUGUUCCGAAGCUACUGGGCUUUGAGAAAAGAAUUCCCAACAGGUGCAGUGUACAUUGCUUUACCAGGGCUGUGGGCGUCAUACAAGUUACGUUUAUAAUGAGUCGACUCUGAGUGUCUCCCUAUGAUGUUAGUGAAAACAGACUCAAUGGAGCAAAUCCAAUUGACUUGAGAAACCAGCUGAUUCACUUCUGCACUAGCAACUAACAGACGUCUAUGAAGGGGAUGUGGUAAGAUGUCCUCUUGGAUUCUAAGAUAACAUACUCUAUAGUGCCCUUAGAACCAUGAACAUUGCAUAUACCCAGAAAAUUAAACAUCUUCCUGUAUCUUA